This is a messenger RNA of Striga hermonthica, 423 nucleotides long. The record is from the annotation of a GenBank genome assembly. NCBI's taxonomy places the organism in Eukaryota, Viridiplantae, Streptophyta, Magnoliopsida, Lamiales, Orobanchaceae.
AUGCUAUGUCAGAUGAGCAAGAUAUGCGAAGAUGGGGCGUUUGCCUCAUUGUUCCUUUUUACCUAUGCCAUGAUGCUCGUGGGCAGCUCAUCCUUAAUUGAAUUUCCUUUGCUAACAGGAUUUUAUUCCAUAGGCUGUGGUCCCGACCCGUGGUGGGGCUGGGGUCGCCGGUGGGUUGACGGGGAGAAAGGGAGUGUCCUCCGGUUGUUGGUCUGUGGGUGGCUGUUUGGAGAGGAGUUUGGUCAUUUGCGGUACCAGGUAGCCGCUUGCUUGAGUCUCUGGAUAAAUUCAUUUCUCCACUUCCACAACUUCCACACCACAACCCCGAAGGUUCUGUCCCAGUUCUCGUCUCCAACAUCAGACUUCGGCAAGAGGUUCGAAGCUACCCACGGGCCCAUCUGCUGCGCAAAGAAAGCGGCCUAG